AUGUCUGAAGGCGUGAUCUCAAGUGAUUCAGCGAAUAAUGGUGCUCUACAGGGCUCAGCACAGGUUUCAAACGCACUUGAUCAACAGGCCACAUUAAAAGAUAAAUUCUCUAGCCUGUUCAGCAAUGCGAUGGAAAACAAUCCAUAUUUCGCUGCUGGCGGUGGCUUAAUGGUUCUGGGUACUGGGUUGGCCAUUGCUCGUUCGGGACUUAUAAAAGCAAGCAGGUUGCUAUAUCGUCAAAUGAUCGUUGAUCUGGAAAUACAGUCAAAGGAUAAAUCAUAUGCAUGGUUCUUGCAGUGGAUGUCCAAAUAUCCUCAAAGGGUGUCUAAGCACCUUUCAGUGAGGACCAAUUAUGUACAACAUGACAAUGGAUCCGUAACAACUAAAUUUUCGCUUGUUCCCGGGCCUGGUAACCACUGGAUAAGGUACAGAGGUGCCUUCCUUAUGAUUAAACGAGAGCGCUCCUCCAAAAUGUUAGAUCUCACUAAUGGGUCUCCAUUCGAGACUGUAACUUUGACAACGCUAUAUAGAGAUAGGCACUUGUUCAAUGAAAUUUUAAAUGAAGCCAAAGAUAUAGCAUUGAAAAGCACAGAAGGUAAAACAGUCAUUUACACGUCUUUUGGACCAGAAUGGAGAAAAUUUGGGCAACCCAAAGCCAAAAGAGCGCUACCAUCGGUUAUACUCGAUCAAGGAAUCAGGGAUAAUAUUUUAAAUGAUGUUCACGAAUUUAUGAAAAAUGGAAAAUGGUACUCUGAUAGAGGCAUUCCUUAUAGAAGAGGUUUCUUGCUAUAUGGCCCACCAGGAUCAGGAAAAACUAGUUUUAUACAAGCUUUAGCAGGUGAACUUGACUACAACAUCUGCAUUCUAAAUUUAUCGGAGGGAAAUUUGACUGAUGAUAGGCUUAACCAUCUAAUGAACAAUAUGCCAGAGAGAAGUAUAUUACUGUUAGAGGAUAUUGAUGCUGCAUUCAACAAGAGAGCCCAAAGCGGAGAAACUGGAUUUCAAUCAAGUGUCACAUUUAGUGGGUUGUUGAAUGCGCUUGAUGGUGUAACAUCAUCAGAAGAAACCAUAACUUUUAUGACCACGAACCACCCCGAAAAGCUCGACCCUGCAAUCUUGAGACCAGGUAGGGUAGACUAUAAAGUAUUCAUUGGCAAUGCUACUCCCUAUCAAAUUGAACAAAUGUUCCUCAAGUUCUACCCUGAAGAGGAAUCUCUCUGUAAUAAAUUCGUCGAGGCUGUAACGAAGAGAGGAAUCACGGUAAGUACCGCGCAGUUACAAGGUCUCUUUGUAAUAAAUAAGGAUAAACCUGAAAUGGCUCUGCAAAUGAUUGAUACCAUGCUCAAAUCACCAGACAACUUUUGA
Messenger RNA from Zygotorulaspora mrakii, 1365 nucleotides. It is a transcript of the gene BCS1, whose product is annotated as bifunctional AAA family ATPase chaperone/translocase BCS1. Bases 1 to 1365 code for a protein of 454 amino acids. Gene Ontology annotation, cellular component: mitochondrial inner membrane. Gene Ontology annotation, biological process: mitochondrial respiratory chain complex III assembly; protein insertion into mitochondrial inner membrane from matrix. The record is from RefSeq and is a predicted model, not a curated record. The transcript has a single exon. Gene Ontology annotation, molecular function: ATP binding; ATP hydrolysis activity. NCBI's taxonomy places the organism in Eukaryota, Fungi, Ascomycota, Saccharomycetes, Saccharomycetales, Saccharomycetaceae.